Molecule: messenger RNA, 564 nt
Organism: Lottia gigantea (owl limpet)
Lineage: Eukaryota; Metazoa; Mollusca; Gastropoda; Lottiidae
Exons: 2
Coding region: 1-564 (187 amino acids)
Source: RefSeq, a predicted model, not a curated record
AUGGCAACAAAUAAUAUCAAAAUUAAAUUUACAGAUUGUUCAACAUAUCCAAAUGUAACAGACGCAAAUUUUGAUAAAGAUUGCAAUGGAAAUGUAGUCAUUACAUGUCGAAAAGGUUUCAAGAUGGUACAAGAGCUGGAAUGUGUUGAGGAAGAAUGGAGAUAUCAAAACCCAAUAUGUAAACGCACAGAAUGUAGUUACAAGUAUUUGAAUAAAACAUGUUUAGCAUCGAGUAACACUGACUAUUAUGAUUACACGUCAACUGAAGAUGACCUAUGUGAUGAAGAAUGUAAAUCUUUUACUCGGUGGUGUACCGCUUCAUUAAAUUCAGGCAAUUAUUGUAAUCUUUACAAAGCUCCGAUCAUCUUUGGGUCAUUUGAUACAGAUCUAAAUCAAUGCAUUGAAAAGUGUAAGGAGAGGAGUGACUGUGUAACAAUGAGCAGUUCAACAGUUGCAAACAAGAAAUGCUUUUUAUUUAACGUUACUGUUACGGCAGAAUCGUCAAUUUCUUUUGUUGAAUUGCAUUUUUGUGUCUUAAAAAUUACUUGUUUAUAUAUGGCCUGA